CAAAUAAAUGUCAACUGUCAAUUUUCUUGUGAUUUUCUUUCAGUCGAAUUACCGAAUUAUGUAAAAGAAUAUUUGUUUCUUUCGCAAAUAUUUUACAAUUUAAGGCAGUGCUGGCAAUUUGGAGUUAAUAAGAACACAAAAAACAAUAAACUCACACAAAAUGGCGAAGGGCAAAAGGGACGAUAUGGAAGACGACUUCUCCGCAAAGUUGGACAUGUGUUUAACUGAUGGGAUUGUUAAAACCGGCGGUGGUAUGCUACUAGGUGCCCUAUCGUCAGUGUUGUUCCUCGGGCGGCGGAGAUGGCCCAUCAUAGCAGGCAUGGGCAUGGGGAUAGGUAUUGCAUAUGCCAAUUGUGAAUAUGAAUUAAACCCUAAAAAGAAGAAUGCUGCAUGAAGACUUGUUUGAUUAUAGAUUGCAAUAUCAGGU
Messenger RNA from Maniola jurtina (meadow brown), 427 nucleotides. Its product is annotated as MICOS complex subunit MIC10-like. Gene Ontology annotation, cellular component: mitochondrial inner membrane; mitochondrion; MICOS complex. The record is from RefSeq and is a predicted model, not a curated record. The coding region runs from base 161 to 394 and encodes 77 amino acids. The transcript has 2 exons. NCBI's taxonomy places the organism in Eukaryota, Metazoa, Arthropoda, Insecta, Lepidoptera, Nymphalidae.